CCUUACGCCAGACACCAAAAUUAGCCCAUAUCUCUCACUCACAAACUAUCAACUAAACUAUAGUGCCUGAAAAAUAAAAAUUAUAAAAUGUCCCCUCUCCUUGCAGCCUUUCUCUUGCUCGUAUCCAUGGGCUUGACCUCUGCCUCUACCGUGCCACUCCGGCCUGGCUUUUACUCCGAGACGUGCCCGGAAGCUGAUUUCAUAGUCAAGGAUGUGAUGAGGAGGAACAUGAUUAGAGAACCAAGAAGUGCUGCCUCAGUCAUGCGUUUUCAAUUCCAUGAUUGUUUUGUUAAUGGUUGUGAUGCUUCUGUGCUGCUUGAUGACACACCAAACAUGCUAGGAGAGAAGCUUGCUCUGUCCAACAUAGAUUCUUUAAGGUCUUAUGAAGUUAUUGAUGAAGUUAAGGAAGAGUUAGAGAAGGUUUGUCCAGGGACGGUUUCUUGUGCAGAUAUAAUUAUCAUGGCCUCUAGAGCUGCUGUUGUCCUGAGUGGAGGACCAGAUUGGGACGUGAAGUUAGGGAGAGUAGACAGCUUAACAGCUAGCCAGGAGGACUCCAACAAUAUCAUGCCAAGUCCAAGAGCUAAUGCAAGCCUUCUCAUGGACCUCUUCGAAAGAUUCAACCUCUCUGUCAAGGAUAUGGUAGCCCUCUCAGGGUCACAUUCUAUUGGCCAAGCUCGGUGCUUCUCCAUAGUGUUCAGGCUCUAUAACCAAUCAGGCUCCGGCAGACCUGACCCAGCAAUUGAGACAAAGUACAGAGAGAAGCUAGACAAGCUUUGUCCACUUGGUGGAGAUGAAAAUGUAACUGGAGACCUUGAUGCAACACCAGCUACAUUUGAUAACAGAUAUUUCAAAGACUUGGUUGCUGGGAGAGGGUUUCUAAAUUCUGAUCAGACCCUUUACACAUUUCCUGAAACGAGGAAAUACGUAACCCUUUUUAGCAAAAAUCAACAGGCAUUUUUCAGGGCCUUUGUCGAGGGCAUGAUAAAGAUGGGCGACCUGCAGUCUGGGCGGCCUGGAGAGAUUAGAAGCAAUUGUAGGAUGGCCAACAGCCGGCCUGUUCGUGUACUCACGGAGUCUUAAGUGAGAGAUUAGGCUUAGAAUACAAAUAUAAUAAGAUUAAAUAUAAUUUAUAUAGUGCGAAAUGUGUCUUAUGGGAUAAUGUUAAAGUGUGGUGAUCAAAUUUGUAAGUGGGGUUGCUGAUUACUAUCAAUUUUAUCCUUAAUGCGGAUAUUGCCCUUUGUUGGAAUCCUUGAAAAUCAAAGGGAAAUUAACAAAUAUUCCUGGAA
Populus trichocarpa (black cottonwood) is the source of this 1286-nucleotide messenger RNA. Its product is annotated as peroxidase 17. Bases 88 to 1080 code for a protein of 330 amino acids. Gene Ontology annotation, biological process: hydrogen peroxide catabolic process; response to oxidative stress. The record is from RefSeq and is a predicted model, not a curated record. The transcript is spliced from 3 exons. NCBI's taxonomy places the organism in Eukaryota, Viridiplantae, Streptophyta, Magnoliopsida, Malpighiales, Salicaceae. Gene Ontology annotation, molecular function: peroxidase activity; heme binding.